AUGGAGGCCAACCAAUCACAGAUCGCAGAAUUCAUCCUGGUGGGAUUCCAGCUCAGUGAAGACCUGGAGUUGCUCCUCUUUGGUAUCUUCUCCCUGUUAUAUACGUUCAACUUGCUGGCAAAUGGCAUGAUCUUGGAACUCAUUUGCUUUGACCCCAGGCUGCACUCCCCCAUGUACUUCUUCCUUUCCCACUUGGCCCUCAUUGACAUAUUCUAUGCUUCCAGCAAUUUGCCCAAUCUGCUGGCAAAUCUAAUGCUUCUCAUAUUCAGUUUUGGUUCUGUGGAGUGUCUGAUUUUGUUGGCGAUGUCCUAUGACAGGUAUGUGGCGAUCUGCCAUCCCCUCCAGUACACCGUCAUCAUGAACUGGAGAGCGUGCUCCAUCCUGGCCAUUGCUUGCUGGGUGUGUGGAUUUGCCCUGGCCCUGGUCCAAGUAAUUCUCUUGUUAAGAUUACCCUUCUGUGGCCCCCAGAAGGUGAACCACUUCUUCUGUGAAAUUCGCUCUGUCCUCAAAUUGGCCUGUGGUGACAUCUGGAUCAAUGAGAUGUUCCUCUUUGCGGAUGGCGUUCUUAUCUUAGUUGGGCCUCUUGCCCUGAUGUUGGUCUCCUAUAUGCGUAUUCUCUGGGCCAUCCUGAAGAUCCGGUCAAAGGAGGGCCGCAAGAAAGCCUUCUCCACCUGCUCCUCCCACCUCUGUGUGGUUGGGUUCUACUUUGGCUUAGCCGUGAUCGUUUACAUGGUUCCUGACAACAGUCAACGAGAAGAACACCUGAAGAUCCUUUUCCUGUUUUAUGCUCUUUUCAACCCAUUGCUGAACCCUCUUGUCUACAGUGUACGGAAUGCUCAAGUGAAGGCUGCCUUCCACAGAGUAGUGCAGAAAAGGAGGACAGUGUGA
Molecule: messenger RNA, 888 nt
Organism: Budorcas taxicolor (takin)
Lineage: Eukaryota; Metazoa; Chordata; Mammalia; Artiodactyla; Bovidae
Product: olfactory receptor 2A2-like
Exons: 2
Coding region: 1-888 (295 amino acids)
Biological process (GO): G protein-coupled receptor signaling pathway
Cellular component (GO): membrane
Molecular function (GO): G protein-coupled receptor activity; olfactory receptor activity
Source: RefSeq, a predicted model, not a curated record